Molecule: messenger RNA, 14852 nt
Organism: Nematolebias whitei (Rio pearlfish)
Lineage: Eukaryota; Metazoa; Chordata; Actinopteri; Cyprinodontiformes; Rivulidae
Gene: lrp2a
Product: low density lipoprotein receptor-related protein 2a
Exons: 78
Coding region: 53-14020 (4655 amino acids)
Molecular function (GO): protein binding; calcium ion binding
Source: RefSeq, a predicted model, not a curated record
AGCUCCUUUCAGCUCCUCCAUCUGCACCGCGGAGCUGGACGGACCAGCCACAAUGUGGAGAGCACUACUUAAACUCCUUCUCCUCUUCCUAUGUUGGGGUGGAUGGUGCCAUGCUGAGGGAUGUGACGUGGGGCAGUUCCGCUGCGGGACAGGUCGGUGUAUACCAGGUGACUGGCACUGUGACGGGACAUCGGAUUGUGUCGAUGACUCCGACGAACAGGGCUGCCCUCAGGUAACAUGUGAUAACAGCCAUUUCCAGUGUCUGAGUGACGGCGAGUGCAUCCCAGAAGUGUGGGUGUGCGACAACGAGGAAGACUGCGAGGAUGGCUCAGAUGAGAGGCAGCACUGCCCUGGCAGGACGUGCACCAGUGGCCAGUUCAGCUGCAGUAACGGGGCGUGCAUCCCUGCAGAAUAUCGAUGUGACCAUCAGGCAGAUUGUCUAGAUGGAUCUGAUGAGAGAAACUGCAAUUACCCACAGUGUACCCAGAUGAGGUGUGCUAAUGGGGCCUGCUACAAUCGAACGCAGCGAUGUGACCAUAUUCUUGACUGCCGUGAUGGUUCUGAUGAAGCAAACUGCACACAGCACUGCAAUCCAGGCUUGUUUCAAUGUCGUAAUGGAUUGUGUGUUCCUCAGCAAUAUGUCUGUGACCAUGAUGAUGACUGUGGAGAUAGAAGCGAUGAGCUAAACUGCACGUAUCCCACAUGUAGAGGGAACUACUUCACGUGCCCCAGUGGUCGCUGUAUCCACCAAGUGUGGCUUUGUGAUGGAGAGGAUGACUGUGAGGACAACGCAGAUGAAAAAGGCUGUAGCAACGUACCACGGGAGUGUUACCCAGGGGAAUGGCCCUGUCCUUCCUCAGGCCUGUGUAUUCCCAUGGAUAAGCUGUGCGAUGGAAAGGCAGACUGCCCCGAGGGAGAGGACGAAACAAACACCACUGCUGGACGCAACUGCAGUAUCUGGAAAUGUGCAUCUUUGAGCUGUGAGCAUCACUGUCAUACUUCCCCUGAUGGAGGAACUUGCUCCUGUCCUUCUGGAUACAUUGUCAGCAGUAAUGACAGUCGGUCAUGCAUAGAUUUUGAUGACUGCACCAUGUGGGGCGUGUGCGAUCAGCUGUGUGAGGACCGGAUUGGCUCCCAUCGCUGCAGCUGUCGAGAGGGCUACAUUUUGGAGCAGCAUAGGUACUGCAGAGCUGACGCCUCAACUGGUGUUCCUUCCAUAAUUUUUUCUAACGGAAGAGACCUGGUAAUAGGUGACAUCCAUGGCAACAGCCUACGUACUUUGAUUACUUCUCAGAACAGAGGGGUUGCAGUGGGGGUGGACUACCAUUAUAAUUUCCAAAUGAUCUUCUGGACUGAUACCAUCCAAAAUAAGGUCUUUUCUGUGCAUAUGGAUGGGUCCAAUGUGCAGGUGGUUUUAAAUGUAUCAGUUGACUACCCUGAGAAUUUGGCGGUGGACUGGGUGAACAAUAAACUGUAUGUGGUGGAGGCCAGCGUCAACAGGAUUGACAUGGUGGACUUUGAUGGAAGUAACCGAGUUACGCUCAUCACUGAAAACCUGGGAAACCCUAGAGGACUGGCGGUGGACCCCACUGUUGGAUAUAUGUUUUUCUCAGACUGGGAGGCAGCAAAUGGACAACCAGGCCUUGAGCGGGCCUUCAUGGAUGGAACCAACCGCUAUGGGAUUAUUGGCAGUAAACUAGGCUGGCCUGCUGGCAUCACCCUUGACAUAGAGUCCAAGCGCAUCUAUUGGGUUGACAGUCGUUAUGACUACAUUGAAACUGCAACAUACGAUGGUCUGCAUCGAAAAACUGUUGCUCAUGGAGGUGCUGUGGUCCCACACCCAUUUGGGAUCAGUUUGUUUGAGCACAAUGUCUAUUUCACGGACUGGACCAAGAUGGCUGUGAUAAAAGCAAACAAGUUCAUUGACAAUCAACCUCAAGUGAUUUACACAACAUCUCAGACCCCACAUGGAGUAGCAGUGAUACACCGACUGAAACAACCUCAAGUGCCAAACCCUUGCAGUGUAGACAGAGGUGGAUGUGAGCAAAUCUGUGUUUUAAGUCACAGGAGUGACAAUGGAGGUCUUGGAUACCGUUGCAAAUGUCGCUUGGGUUAUGAUCUACAUGCUGAUGGCAAACGAUGUAUGGCUGUGAGGCAGUUUCUGCUGUUCUCCAGCCAGCUGGCUGUGAGGGGAAUCCCCUUUAACCUCUCCUCUCAGGAGGACGUCAUCCUGCCCAUCACUGGAUCGCCCUCCUACUUUGUCGGAGUGGAUUUUAGCGCUGAGGAUGAUGCUAUCUUCUUCUCAGACACAGCAAAAGAUAUUAUCUACAAACAGAGAGUGGAUGGAACAGGCAGGGAGAUCCUGGCAGCCAACAGAGUGGACGGAGUGGAGGACCUGGCUUACGACUGGAUUUCAAAAAACCUGUACUGGACUGACCCUCGAUACAGGAGCAUAUCUGUCAUGAGGCUUGCUGAUAAAUCCAGGAGGGCCAUUAUACGUAACCUGAACAACCCAAGGGCCAUUGUGGUGCACCCUCUAAUUGGGUAUAUUUUUUGGACUGAUUGGUACCGGCCUGCGAAGAUUAUGAGGGCUUGGUGUGACGGGUCACAUGCUGUGUCUAUUGUAAACACCACUCUUGGCUGGCCAAAUGGCUUAGCCAUUGACUGGAGCUCAAUGCGUCUUUACUGGGUGGAUGCAUUCUUUGACAAAAUAGAGCACAGCAAUUUUCAUGGACAAAACAGGCUUUCUUUGGAUCGUAUAACCCAGAUCUCCCAUCCAUUUGGCCUCACCAUUUUUGAAGGCUAUGCAUAUUUCACUGACUGGCGACUGGGUGGCAUUGUGCGUGUGCGCAAGACUGAUGGUGGGGAGAUGGUCAUUAUCCGAAGAGGAAUCAGCCACAUCAUGCAUGUCAAGUCUUUCAACUCCAACUCUCAGAUCGGUUCCAACCUCUGCAACAGGCCAACAAAUCCUAAUGGAGACUGCAGCCACUUCUGCUUCCCAGCCCCAGACUCACAGAGAGUGUGUGGCUGCCCAUAUGGCAUGAAGCUGUCGCCAAACCAGCAGACGUGUGUUGAGGACCCUUCCAACGAGCCCCCCACGUUGCAGUGUGGAGCCAACUCUUUCUCCUGUGGCAACGGCAAAUGCGUUCCGCACAGCUACAGAUGCGAUGGUGUUGAUGACUGUCAUGACAACAGCGAUGAAGCCAACUGUGCAAUGAACAACAACACUUGUUCCCCCUCUGCCUUCACAUGUGCCAAUCAGCGCUGUGUGCCUUCAGGAUGGCGAUGUGAUGGGCACAAUGACUGUUUUGAUAACAGCGAUGAGACUAAUUGCCCUACACAAUUGCCUGGAACGUGCCCUGCCAACCAGUUCACCUGUGUCAACCACCGGUGUAUCCCACUCACCUGGCGUUGUGAUACAGAUAACGACUGUGGGGAUGGUUCAGAUGAAGCAGACUGCCAUCUAGGAGGUACAUGUCAUCCAGGACAGUUUCAGUGUCCAGAUCAUCGCUGUAUAGAUCCUAACUAUGUUUGUGAUGGAGACAGAGACUGUGUGGAUGGAGCAGAUGAACAGGGGUGCAUCUACAACUGCACUGUGAGCGAGUUCAAGUGUGCCAGUGGUCACCAGUGCAUCAACUCCUUCUAUCGGUGUGAUGGAGUCUUUGACUGCAGCGAUCGCUCUGAUGAACGGAACUGUCCCACUAGGCCUCCAGGGAUGUGCCACCAUGAGAGUGAAUUUCAGUGCCAGUCCGAUGGGAGCUGUAUUCCGUCUAUGUGGGAGUGCGAUGGCCAUCCAGACUGCCAGGAUGGCAGCGAUGAACACCACGCCUGCCCGCCUCGUACCUGCCCUUCCUCAUUCUUCCGCUGCGAUAAUGGAAAUUGUGUGUUACGCAGUUGGCUUUGCGACGGCGACAACGACUGCAGGGACAUGAGCGAUGAAAGAGACUGUCCCUCACCACCUUUCCGGUGUCCAAGCUGGCAGUGGCAGUGUCCCGGCCACAGUGUUUGCAUCAAUCUCACCACAGUGUGUGACAACACGCCUGACUGCCCGAAUGGUGCUGAUGAGUCUCCACUUUGCAAUCAGGAGAGUUGCUCUGAUAACAAUGCUGGCUGCACACAUGGUUGUAUCCAGGGGCCAUUUGGGGCUCAGUGCACAUGCCCUGUGGGCUAUCAACUCAGCAAUGACUCUAAAACAUGUGAAGAUAUUGACGAGUGUAAUCCCCCAGGACUUUGCAGUCAGCACUGCUUUAAUGAAAAAGGGUCUUUCCGCUGUCACUGCCAGGAUGGUUACGCUCUUGAAGCAGACCAACGUACCUGCAAAGCAUCAGAUUUGAGGCAGGCGCUCCUGCUUGUGGCCAGUCGAAACCAGAUUGUGCAAGACGACAUAACCACUCAACCUAAUGUAGUCCGGUCACUGAUUCGAGAUGGACGCAACAUUGUGGCCCUUGAUUUUGACUCUGUCUCUGAUCGCGUGUACUGGUCUGACACAAGCCAGGACAGAAUCUGGAGUUGUCACAAGAAUGGCACUAAUAGAACUGUGGUAUUUGACAGUGGAGUGACUGUGACAGAAAGCCUUGCUGUGGACUGGGUGGGCAGGAACUUGUACUGGACUGAUUACGUCCUAGAAACAAUUGAAGUGUCUAAACUGGACGGCAGCCACAGGACUGUAUUAGUCAGUGAAAAUGUCACCAAUCCUCGAGGUCUCGUGCUGGACCCUAGAGAGAGUGCUCACUUGAUGUUUUGGACUGACUGGGGGAGGAACCCUCGCAUUGAGCGGGCAAGCAUGGAUGGGAAGCUGAGGACAGUGAUCAUAGCCAGCAAACUGUACUGGCCCAAUGGUCUAACCAUAGACUAUCCAAAUAAUUUACUGUAUUUUGCUGAUGCUUACUUGGAUUUUAUUGACUACUGUGAUUACAAUGGCAACAACAGGAAACAAGUUCUUGCCAGUGACCUGGUACUGCAACAUCCCCACGCAAUUACCAUUUUUGAGGAUUUUGUCUAUUGGACCGACAGAUACAUCAACCGAGUGAUGCGAGCUCAUAAGUGGCAUGGGGAGAACCAGACAGUGAUGCUCUUCAACCUGCCUCAGCCCAUGGGUCUGGUAGCAGUACACCCAGCCAGGCAGCCAUCAGGACAGAACCAUUGCUUGAGGAGUCCUUGUACACAUAUCUGUCUACUUUCUGCUGUGGGACCAAGAUAUUAUUCAUGUGCCUGCCCCUCAGGCUGGACUCUGGCAGCCAACGAAUUCACCUGCACCAGAGUUGAAGACCCUUUUCUGGUGGUUGUGAGAGACAGUAUCAUCUACGGCAUUCCUUUAAACCCAGAAGAUAAGAGCAACGAUGCUAUGGUUCCUGUGGCUGGUCUUCACAAUGGUUAUGAUGUUGACUUUGAUGAUAAUGAACAGACCAUCUACUGGGUGGAACACCCAGGGGAAAUCCACAGGGUGAAAUCAGAUGGUACUAACAGGACAGAGUUUGCCCCUGCAGCCAUUCUUGGCUCCCCUGUUGGCCUGGCUUUGGACUGGAUAACUGAGAAUCUGUAUUACACCAAUCCAGCUACACAGUCUAUUGAGAUUUUAAAGUUGAGAGGCGAGGUACAGUACCGGAAAACUCUAAUCACUAAUAAUGGUUUGCCGACUGGAGCUGGCAGUCCUGUUGGGAUUGCAGUAGAUCCAGCACGUGGCAAACUGUACUGGACAGACCAAGGAACAGAGAGUGGUAUCCCUGCUAAGGUUGCGUCUGCAGACAUGGAUGGCACGAAUCCAGUGAACCUGUUCACCCACAACCUGGAUCACAUAGAGUUCCUCACUGUGGACAUCAAAGAAAACAAGCUGUACUGGGCUGUAACAAGCACUGGCAAAAUUGAACGGGGUGAUGCAGAUGGAAGUAAUCGCGUCACCAUCGUGACAGGUCUGUCUCAUCCUUGGGGUGUGGCUGUUUAUCAGAGUUACCUGUACUUCACUGACCGUGACUUUGAGGUCAUAGAGCGUGUGGACAAGUCCACUGGUGCCAACAAGGUUGUGCUGAGAGACAACGUAUCUGGACUUAGAGUCCUAAAAGUUCAUUUUCGAGAACAAUCUGCAGGUACAUCUAAUGGCUGUGGUGACAAUGUGGGAAUGUGUGCACAGCUCUGUUUGCCACGACCACAAGGCCUUUUUACAUGUGCAUGCACAACAGGUUUUAAACUCAAUACUGACAACCGGACCUGUACUCCUUACCAGUCCUAUGUUGUCGUCUCUACUCUGUCUGCCAUUAAAGGCUUCAGUCUGGAAGGGUCUGACCACUCUGAUGCCAUGGUCCCUGUGGCUGGGAGAGGCCGUAAUGCACUCCACAUUGAUGUGCACAUGGCUUCUGGUUUCUUAUACUGGUGUGAUUUCAGCAGCACAAUGGCAAUACAAAACGGGGUCCGACGUAUAAAGCCUGAUGGCUCAGGAUUACAUAGUGUAGUUACAUCUGGAAUUGGUCGCAAUGGAAUUCGAGGCAUUGCUGUGGACUGGGCUGCAGGCAAUUUGUAUUUUACCAAUGCCUUCCUGACUGAGACCUACAUUGAGGUACUUCGCUUGAACACCACUUUCCGCAGGGUGCUGUUGAAGACCCAGGUAGAUAUGCCUCGCCACCUUGUUGUAGACCCCAGAAAUAGAUACCUGUACUGGGCCGAUUAUGGUCAGACCCCCAAAAUUGAAAGAGCACUUUUGGAUGGAACCAACCGCACAAUUUUAGUGUCUUCCGGGAUUAUUACCCCACGAGGCCUUGCUCUGGACUGGCGAACUGGCUAUGUGUACUGGGUGGAUGACUCUCUGGAUAUGAUUGCUCGAAUCAACCCCCAUGGAGGGGAGACAGAGAUUGUCAGGUUUGGCAGUCGCUACCCAACUCCUUAUGGAAUUACAGUGUUUGAAAAUAGCAUCAUAUGGGUGGACAGAAACCUUAAGAAGGUUUUCCAAGCGAGCAAAGAGCCAGGCAACACAGAGCCACCUGCUGUCAUUAGAGACAAUAUCAACAUGCUGAGGGAUGUAACUAUCUUUGACCAGCGAACUCAGCCCACCAGUGUCCAAGACUUGAACUACAACCCCUGCAUGGAAACCAACGGAGGCUGUGCCCACUUCUGCUUUGCCCUUCCAGGCUCUAGCACAGGCAUGCAGAAUAAAAAGUGCAGCUGUGCUUUUGGGGAUCUCGCAGAAGAUAAAGAGAGCUGUGAGAUGUCAAAGGAUGAUUACCUCAUCUACACGACUGAGAGCACAGUGCGCAGCUUGCGACUUGAUCCUGAGGACCAUGCAGUACCCUUUCCUGUUGUCAACGUGCCUCGUACAUCAGUGGCCCUGGAUUUUGACCUUGUAGACAAUAGGGUAUACUUCACACAAAGCUCAGGAGCAGGAGCAAGCAAGAUCAGCUACAUCAGCUUGCCCUUUCCCACUUCACCUCCUGUUGUUGUGGCUUCAGAUCUUGGGGCUCCUGAUGGAGUUGCCUAUGACUGGAUAAACAAACGUAUUUACUACAGUGACUUUGUAAACCAAAGCAUCAGUUCUAUGUCUGUGGAUGGCGCUCAAAGAACUAUAAUUGCACAUGUCUCCAGACCAAGGGCCAUCAUGUUGGAUCCCUGCCGAGGAUACAUGUAUUGGACAGAUUGGGGAAUCCAUGCAAAAAUUGAGCGAGCCACAUUGGGUGGAAACUUUCGAACUGAGAUUGUGAAUAGCAGUCUGGUGUGGCCAAAUGGUCUGACUCUGGACUAUGAGGAUGAGAGGCUUUAUUGGGCAGAUGCCAGCUUACAGAAGAUUGAGCGGUCCUCUCUUACGGGAUCCAACCGUGAAGUCAUUGUCAGCACAGCCAUUUACCCAUUUGCAAUGACCAUGUUUGGUCAAUUUAUUUAUUGGACUGACUGGAAUACCCUCAGUAUCUAUCGGGCUAAUAAGCAUGAUGGCUCUGGCCUAAGGGUUAUGAUUCAGAACCUUCCAUCUCGACCAAUGGACAUCCAUGUUUUGGCCAGCAGGAAGCAGCAGCAGUGUGAUAGUCCCUGCCAGCAGUUCAAUGGAGGUUGCAGCCACAUCUGCACACCAGGACCAAAUGGAGCUGAGUGUCAGUGUCCAGCAGAGGGUCGCUGGUAUUUAGCUGACAAUAAGUAUUGCAUCCCUGACAAUGGGACUCGCUGCCAGCCAGGCCAGUUCACCUGUAUGAACGGCCGCUGCAUUCGAGCCCAAUGGAUAUGCGACAAUGACAAUGACUGUGCAGAUGGCAGUGAUGAGUUGGAAAGAGUCUGUGCCUUCCACACCUGUGAGCCCACAGUGUUUACUUGUGGUAAUGGGAGAUGUGUUCCCUACCACUACCGCUGUGACCAUUAUGAUGAUUGUGGAGACAAUAGUGAUGAAGUGGGCUGCCUCUUCAGACCCUGUGACCCCAACUCAGAGUUCACCUGUAACAAUGGGCGUUGCAUCGCAAAGGACUAUGUUUGCAAUGGCAUUAACAACUGCUAUGACAAUGGGACCUCCGAUGAGCAGAACUGCCCGGAGAGAACCUGUCAGCCAGAGCAAACAAAAUGUCAGUCUACAAAUAUCUGUAUCCCGCGUUCAUACCUGUGUGAUGGAGACAACGACUGUGGGGAUAUGAGCGAUGAGAGCCCAACACACUGUGCUACAUCCACUUGCUCCCAGAGUGAAUUUCGUUGCUCCAGUGGCCGCUGCAUCCCCGCCCACUGGUACUGUGAUGGAGGGUCCGACUGCUCUGAUGGCUCUGAUGAACCCCACUCCUGCACCUUGAUGGCCAGAACCUGCAACACAGAUCAGUUCCGCUGUGAUGACGGCAGGUGCAUCGCCUCAUCGUGGAUUUGUGAUGGGGACAAUGACUGUGGUGACAUGAGCGAUGAAGACCAGAGGCACAACUGUGCCAAUCGUACGUGCUCAAGUGCAGAGUUCACUUGUGUGAACAACCGACCGCCUCAGCGGAAAUGUAUUCCACGUGACUGGGUUUGUGAUGGAGAUGCAGACUGCGCAGACGCAUUUGAUGAGCAUCAGAACUGUACGCACAGAUCCUGUGGCAUCAAUGAGUUCACCUGUAGUAAUGGUCUCUGCAUACGCAGCUCCUACAGGUGUGAUCGUCGCAAUGACUGUGGAGACAGCAGUGAUGAGCAGGGCUGCACCUACCAGCCCUGUCAGUCACACCAGUUCACCUGCCAGAACGGCCGCUGCGUGUCACGUGACUUUGUCUGCGACGGCGACAACGACUGUGGGGACGAGUCUGAUGAGCUUGAUCACAUGUGUCGUACUCCAGCUCCCACCUGCCCCCCUGGAGAGUUCAGGUGUGAAAAUGGACACUGUAUUUCGCUGAGCAAAGUGUGCGACAGGAAUGAUGACUGCUCCGACAACAGUGAUGAGAAAGGAUGCGGUAUUAAUGAAUGCACGGACCCGUUCAUUCACCACUGCGAUCACAACUGCACUGACACGCCCACCAGCUUCAUUUGCACCUGCCGUCCCGGCUACCGUCUCAUGUCUGACAGGAAAACAUGCGAUGAUAUCAACGAGUGUGCAGAGACACCGAGCGUGUGCAGUCAGAUCUGCGAAAACACUGUCGGAUCCUACAUGUGCAAGUGCUCUCCAGGAUUCCUCCGAGAGCCAGACGGACACAGCUGCCGUCAGAACAGCAACAUCUCGCCUUAUCUCAUCUUCAGCAACCGCUAUUAUCUCAGGAACCUGUCGACAAAUGGGCAGGCCUACUCCCUCAUUCUUCAGGGCCUGACCAGCGUGGUCGCGCUGGACUUCGAUCGCGUUGACAAGCGACUCUAUUGGGUUGAUGUAAACCGUAGAGUGAUAGAAAGGAUGUCGUUCAACGGCAGUAACAGGGAGGUUGUGGUUAAUGGAGUUCUGCACGGGGAGGGCCUUGCGGUUGACUGGGUAGCCAGGAAGCUGUACUGGGUGGACAGUUUUUUGGAUUGUCUCAAAGUGUCUGAACUAGAUGGUCGCUUUGUCAGGAAACUGGCUGAACACUGCGUUGAUGCCAACAACACUUUCUGCUUUGAAAACCCAAGAGGAAUUGUUCUGCAUCCCAAAUAUGGAUUUGUCUACUGGACAGACUGGGGAGAUAAAGCUUUUAUUGGUCGAGCUGGAAUGGAUGGAACCAACAAAACAGCGAUCAUCACCACAAAGCUCGAGUGGCCCAACGGUAUCACGAUCGACUACACAAACGACAAACUCUACUGGUCAGACGCCCACCUCAACUACAUUGAAUUCUCUGACUUGAACGGUCAGCACAGACACACAGUGUAUGAUGGGAAUUUACCCCAUCCAUUUGCACUGACUGUGUUUGAGGAUUUUGUAUACUGGACUGACUGGAACACACGCACAGUGGAGAAAGGCAACAAAUAUGACGGCUCUGGUCGUGAAGUUCUAGUUAACACCACGCACAGACCGUUUGACAUCCAUGUAUGCCAUCCUUACAGGCAGCCCAUUGUAAACAAUCCCUGUGCUCUGAACAAUGGGGGCUGCUCACACCUGUGCCUAAUCCGUCAUGGGGGGAGCGAACACACCUGUGAGUGCCCCGACCAUUUCCUGACUGUUCAAAUGGGAGGUGUGACCCGAUGCCUUCCCAUGUGCACCAGCACCCAGUACAGAUGUGCAAACAAUGAACGUUGUAUUCCUGUCUGGUGGAAGUGCGAUGGCCAGCGGGACUGCAGAGACGGCUCAGAUGAGCCCUCCACUUGCCCGACUCGCCACUGCAGACUUGGCCAAUUUCAGUGCAACGAUGGGAACUGCACCAGUUCACAUUUCCUUUGUAACAGCAACCGGGACUGUCCUGAUGGUUCGGAUGAAGAUGCUGUUCUGUGUGCUACACACCAAUGUGAAAGCCAUCAGUGGCAGUGUGCGAAUAAACGGUGCAUCCCUGAGCCAUGGCAGUGCGAUGGCGAGGAUGACUGUGGUGAUCAGUCUGACGAAGACCCUGCCCACUGCUCCACACGGACUUGUCACCCUGGACAGUUCAGGUGCCGCAACGGGCGCUGCAUCCCGCAGAGCUGGAAAUGUGACGUUGAUAAUGAUUGUGGUGACAAUUCAGAUGAACCACUAGAGGAAUGCAUGGGGCCAACAUAUCGAUGUGACAACCACACAGAAUUUGACUGCAAGACCAACUACCGCUGUGUGCCUCUGUGGUCUGUUUGCAACGGUCACAACGACUGCCGAGACGACAGCGACGAGCAGAGCUGCCAUGAAGUGAGCUGUGAUCCAACUGGAGAUUUCCGCUGCGACAACCAUCGCUGCAUCCCGCUGAGAUGGAAGUGCGAUGGCGACGAUGACUGUGGGGAUAACUCCGAUGAACGCAGCUGCACGCCACGCUCGUGCACUGAGAGUGAGUUUCGUUGUGACAAUCUGCGCUGCAUUCCCGACCGUUGGGUCUGUGACCAUGACAACGACUGUGAGGACAACUCGGAUGAAAGGGACUGCGAGCUGCGCACUUGUCACCCUGGCUACUUCCAGUGUGGGAGCGGGCACUGUAUCGCUGAACGUUUCAAAUGCGAUGGCAGUGCUGAUUGUUUGGACUACACGGAUGAGACGUCAUGUCCAACCCGCUUUCCCAACGGCACAUACUGCCCACCCUUCCUGUUUGAAUGCAAGAACCACAUUUGUGUCCAGCCCCACUGGAAAUGUGACGGAGACGACGACUGUGGAGACGACUCAGACGAGGAGCUGCACCUCUGCUUGGACAUCGAGUGCGAGGCUCCGUUUCGUUUCCGAUGCGACAAUAACCGCUGCAUCUACAGCCACGAGCUGUGCAACUCUGUUGAUGACUGUGGUGACGGCUCGGAUGAAAAACAGGAAAACUGUCAAAACCCCACGCACGGACCUUGUACAGACGAGGAGUAUAAAUGCAGUAACGGGCAGUGCAUCCCUCUUCAGUACGCCUGCGAUGAUUAUGAUGACUGUGGAGACGGGUCGGAUGAGCUGGGCUGCCACUCUGACAGUGGACACAGGUGCAGUGCAAACAUGUGUGAACACAACUGCACAGACCUGACAGGAGGCGGCUUCCUCUGCUCCUGCAGACCCGGCUACAGACCCAGAGACACACAACGACACACAUGUGAAGAUGUGAACGAGUGCGAGGUGUUCGGAACGUGUCCUCAGGACUGCAGGAACACGAAAGGCAGCUAUGAGUGUUUCUGCUCUGAAGGUUUUCUGUCUUAUGGUGAGCCACAUGGGACUGAGUGUGCCGCUCAAGGAAACCCUCCAGUGUUGCUUUUACCGGACAACGUUCGCAUCCGCCGCUUCAAUCUGUCCUCUGAGCAGUACUCAGAUUAUGUUGACAAUGCUGAGCACAUUCAAGCCUUGGACUACCUGUGGGAUCCAGAGGGUGAAGGCCUCAGUAUUGUUUAUUGGACAGUUCUUGGUCAAGGACCCCAGUUUGGCUCUAUCAAACGUGCCUACAUGACCACAUUUAAUGAUAACGGCAACAAUCCGGUGAAAGAGACAAAUCUGAACCUGCGGUAUAUUGUGAAACCUGAAGGCAUCGCCGUAGACUGGGUUGGCAGACAUAUUUACUGGACAGAUUCAGGGACCAAUCGUAUUGAAGUGGCCAAACUGGAUGGGCGUUACAGGAAGUGGCUGAUCCACACUGAUCUCGACCAGCCUGCCGCCAUUGUUGUGAAUCCAUCACUGGGGAUGAUGUACUGGACAGAUUGGGGAAACAAACCAAAGAUCGAGUCAGCGUGGAUGGAUGGUCAGCACAGAGAGGUGCUGGUGAAGGAGGAGGACCUGGGAUGGCCGACCGGGCUGGCUCUGGACUUUGUGAAUGGAAACAGAGUCUACUGGUGUGACUCCAAAGAAAACAUCAUAGAGUCCAUGAAGCCUGAUGGCACAGACAGGAAGAUUGUUAUAUCAGGAGAUCUUGGCCACCCCUACAGUCUGGAUGUCUUUGAGGGACAUGUGUACUGGACAACAAAAGACAAAGGUGAAGUGUGGAAGACAAACAAGUUUGGACGAGGACAUAAAGUCAAAGUCCUUACGAUCAACCCCUGGCUGACACAAGUUCGUCUUUACCAGGAGCACCGACACAAUCAGUCAGUGCCCAACCCCUGUAAGAAUGUGUGCAGUCACCUGUGCCUCCUCCGACCUGGUGGGUACACCUGCACCUGCCCACAAGGCUCUCCUCCAUCCAGUAUUGACUCAACAGAAUGUGAUGCAGCCAUUGAGCCUCCUGUUCCAAUGCCUCUUGCAUGCAGAUGCAUGAAUGGCGGAACCUGCUACACUGAUGAAGGAGGUCUGCCAAAGUGCAAAUGUCCUUACGGCUAUAUUGGUAGCUACUGUGAGAUUGGCAAAUCUAGAGGUGCUCCACCUGGAACAGCUGUUGCUGUUCUCCUGGCUGUUAUUAUCAUCCUGAUUACUGGAGCCUUGGCUGCCGGUGUUUUCCUCAAUUACAAACGAACAGGAUCUUUCAUUCCCUCCAUGCCUAAACUACCAAGCCUCAGCAGUCUGGUGAAGUCGGCUGACACCGGGAAUGGGGUUAUGUUUCGGUCUGGUGAUAAUGUGGAUCUCGGGCCAUCGCACAUUGGAGUGUCUGUUAUCGACACAGCCAUGCAGAUGGAUGAUAAUUUUGCCAUUGAUGCUGGGAGACAGCCAAUCACAUUUGAGAACCCGCUUUAUGCCACUGCUCCUCCUGUGUCCAGUGAUGCUGCUGUCAUUCAUGCCACACAGGUGACUGUUAACGUGAGUGGCGAUCAGCUGAAUAAUUUUGUGAACCCAGCAUAUCAUGGAGAUCAGAACGUGGACAUCAUUAGCACGUCUUCCGUUAGCAGCAACCCUGUUCAGGAGUCAAAGUGGAGUUUGUUCAAGCGAAAAUUAAAGCCGAGCACCACAUUUGAAAACCCUUCAUACUCAGAGAUGAAGGAUGAAAAGCCUGUUGGAAGCAGUGGGGACGCUUCUGCUCCGGAGCCGUCUCCGUUCGUCCCCGCCACCAAACCCCCAAAGAAGGAUCGUCCCAGCGCCUUCUCACCAACCGAGGACAGUUUUAAGGACACGGCCAACCUUGUUAAAGAGGACACCGACGUAUAACCCCUCUCUUGACGGACGGGAAUCGAAGAAACACACUUUGCACAGAAUUUAUUUUUUUUAUGCAGCCUGUGUACAAAACGUAAUUUGUUUAAAGACAGAUAAAAACAAUAUAAUGGAGGAAAAAAAGUCUUCUGUCGCAAUGCCUUCUGACAUUUCUUAUGCCAAUUUUGUGGUAAUGUUUUUUUUCUUUAUUAUGAUGUACAAUAUGUAUAUCUUUGCACUGAAGCUGUUGAUAGAAAUGUUAAUAUGUUGUAUAUUUGUAAAUUUUGGCCGUAAGAUUUUUUUUCAGAACAUAGUCUAGAUUUAAAUUUUUCAACAUAAACACACACUAUAACAAGUAUAAAAUGUGACCUGCAUAUUGAAUGUAUAUGAUCAGAGGUUACCGGAGAAAUAUGUUGAUAUUUGUGCCACCAGCUGAAGAUAUUUUUACUCCAUGUUGAAUAUACCUCAUUUCAGGGCUGACAAAUUAAAGCACAAUAAAAUAAAUCUGAUUUUAAACACAGACAUUUUAAGUCAUUUCUAGUCUACGUUAAGGAGGAACAUAAGCUGAUAUUGAUUCUGAUUUUGAUAUUGUUGCUGGCAAAACUAAAAUAGUACGAAACCGUACUUAAAUGUGUUGCCUGCAUUUGGACGUAAAGAUCUUGGACAAGCAACACAAGACUCAAAAGACGCAGAUGUAGACAUUUUUCUAAACAAACUGAAUGACUUCUUCACACACUGAUUUAUUUUGUAUCACGAGAACAAACUGCGCCUGUGAUCGUGCAGAACAAGCCCGUAUGAAUGAAACUGCUGCUGCUGAGACAUAAAUGAAUAAAUGUCCUAUUUUUUAACA